Penicilliopsis zonata CBS 506.65 is the source of this 1360-nucleotide messenger RNA. RefSeq lists its product as hypothetical. Lineage: Eukaryota; Fungi; Ascomycota; Eurotiomycetes; Eurotiales; Aspergillaceae. The record is from RefSeq and is a predicted model, not a curated record. The transcript has 2 exons. Gene Ontology annotation, molecular function: hydrolase activity. Bases 145 to 1353 code for a protein of 402 amino acids.
CUCUCGGGUUGACUCAACUAUGAAAAGAGCUAGAGAUCAAUACAUCCUGGUAGUCCGGAAAUACAUUUAGGCAGGUGAAAUACUCUACCGCGGACCCUUCCAAAAUAUCCUUCUUCAAAGCGCUACAAAGCACGGUACAGGCUGAUGGAGGACCUCCCAGAGCCCAACCCAGUCCCCAGACUAACUACCAGCAAUCGAUUCCAAGUCCUCAUCACUUAUCUUUUCCGCAUACCAUGGGUCACUGUCACGACUCUUGCGAGGCGCUGGUCGCCGUUCAGCACAUACAAACCCCCGCCUCUGAGGGAGCAUCUGUUCCGACAUGUCAUGACCUGUAUCGGGAACAACACGCCUCCGGGUGUCGGAUGGAUCAUCGACCGCAAUGGCGACAAGCUCCUCAGCUCAACUCGCUACGCUCAUCUCAGAUCCCAGAUCUAUCGACCUGUCCGAACCCCCGAGUUCGCCGGUUUCUGGUUCUGCCGAGGGCUAUCCAGCGAGGUACUCGACCCGCAGACUGCAGAUCUUGUUCUCUACCAGAUCCACGGCGGUGGCUAUGUGGCCGGCCACCCGGGGGCCUCGGCGCCUGAGCAUCUCUUUGUCGCCGAGAUCCUGGCUCAGCAGGGGAUCUCGACCGCCAUUUUUUCGUUAGACUAUACGCUUGCGCCCAAAGCUACCUUGCCUACAUCGAUAAACGAAGCUGUGACUGCUUAUGACUGGCUGACUGGCCCUGUGAACAAGAUUGACCCGGCGAAAAUCUUCGUCAUCGGAGAGUCGGCAGGUGGACAUCUGGUGAUUUCUCUGCUGACAGCCCUUCAUGAAAGGUCAUCGAGGUCAUCAUCCUGCACUGGAAAGGAGACGCCUCCCAGCAGCACAAAGCCAGCAGCAGCGUUCCUUGUGAGUCCCUGGGUGAAUCUGUACACUUCUCACCCUCGAGUCCUAUCCUUAUAUUGGGAGGAACGUCUGUUCAAGAUAUCCCUUGACAAGAGCUGCGAUAUGGUGCUCAAGGGGACCCCAUCCGAGUUUGAAUCUGUCUACGGCAAUUUCGCUGUCGACAACGACAAGCGCGCUUCCUGGAAAGACAUCCUCCCGGCUCAGACAUGGGUUUCGGCCGGAUCCGAGGAACUCGUCUUCCGAUACGACAUUGAAGAUUUCGUGGACCAUGCGAAGCGCGACGGGGCUACGAUUUCGUUGGAUAUCAAAGAGGGUGCGAAUCAUACCUGGCAAUGUGCAGAGGCUUCUGCUCAGCAUUCCAAACUGCUGGCCAUGAAGCCGGGCGAGAUGGACAGCACUUUGAUGGCUGGGUAUCAAGCUAUCGCAUCGGCGAUGGCUGGGUUUAUCGGAGGUAGAAACAAUUAAUUGACGG